Molecule: messenger RNA, 3084 nt
Organism: Coregonus clupeaformis (lake whitefish)
Lineage: Eukaryota; Metazoa; Chordata; Actinopteri; Salmoniformes; Salmonidae
Gene: grm3
Product: glutamate receptor, metabotropic 3
Exons: 11
Coding region: 29-2713 (894 amino acids)
Biological process (GO): regulation of synaptic transmission, glutamatergic; G protein-coupled glutamate receptor signaling pathway
Cellular component (GO): membrane
Molecular function (GO): group II metabotropic glutamate receptor activity
Source: RefSeq, a predicted model, not a curated record
UCUCCUCUCCUCUCCUCCCCUCUCCACCAUGUUAUCCCGUAUCACCACAGUCCUCUUAGCUGUGUUGUGUCGAUGUGUGCUGGUGUCUCUCGGGGUGGACCCCCCUCACCCCCGUCGGGAGAUCCGAAUCGAGGGAGACCUCGUCCUUGGGGGUCUGUUCCCGGUCCAUGAGAAGGGGGGAGGAAUAGAGGAGUGUGGGAGGGUAAACGAGGACAGAGGGAUCCAGAGGUUGGAGGCCAUGCUGUUUGCUAUAGACAGGAUCAACUCUGAUCCUACUCUACUGCCUGGAGUCAGUCUUGGAGUUCACAUACUGGACACCUGCUCUAGAGAUACAUACGCACUGGAACAGGCGCUGGAGUUUGUGCGUGCGUCUCUGACCAAGGUGGACGAUACAGAGUUUAUCUGUCCUGAUGGAUCCUACGCUCUACAGGACGACAGUCCCCUGGCCAUCGCUGGAGUUAUAGGAGGAUCUUAUAGCAGCGUGUCUAUACAGGUGGCCAACCUGCUCCGCCUCUUCCAGAUCCCUCAGAUCAGCUAUGCCUCCACCAGUGCCAAGCUCAGUGACAAGACGCGCUACGACUACUUUGCCCGCACGGUGCCCCCUGACUUCUACCAGGCCAAGGCCAUGGCAGAGAUCCUGCGGCUGUUCAACUGGACCUACGUGUCCACGGUGGCAUCAGAGGGCGACUACGGAGAGACGGGCAUAGAGGCUUUCGAACAGGAAGCACGAAUGAGGAAUAUCUGCAUCGCUACCUCUGAGAAGGUGGGGCGCUCUAAUGCUAAGAAGUCCUAUGAGGCAGUGAUCAGGCAACUCCUCCAGAAGCCCAAUGCCCGCGUGGCGGUUCUCUUCCUGAGGAGUGAUGACGCUCGGGAACUCCUCUCUGCCGCUGCACGACUCAACGCCACCUUCAUCUGGGUGGCCAGCGAUGGCUGGGGGGCACAGGAGAGCAUCGUCAAGGGCAACGAGGUCACGGCCGACGGGGCCAUCACCCUGGAACUGGCGGCCAAUCCCGUGCCGGCUUUCAACCGCUACUUCCUAUCUCUGGAUCCAAUCAACAACCGCCGCAACCCCUGGUACCGGGAAUUCUGGGAGCAGAAGUUCCAGUGCUCACUUGGCGGAGGGGGAGGAGGAGGUGGGGCAGGAGGAGUUGGGGCAGGGGGGAUGGUGUCUCUCUCCCUCCCUCCAUGUGAGAAGGGUGUAUCGGUGGAUGACAGUAACUUUGAGCCCGAGUCCAAGAUCAUGUUUGUGGUGAAUGCGGUAUACGCCAUGGCCCACGCCCUCCAUAAGAUGCAGAGGACAUUGUGUUCCAACACCACCAAGCUCUGUGACAGCAUGAAGGCUCUGGAUGGACGCAAGCUCUACAGAGACUACCUUCUCAACAUCAGCUUUACAGCUCCCUUCUCUCCUCUCGGCAGUGAGACCGUGGUGAAGUUUGAUCCCUAUGGCGACGGGAUGGGACGUUACAAUAUCUUCAGUUACCAGCGCAACGCUGAUCGCUAUGGCUAUGUGCCCAUCGGCGAGUGGGCAGAAACUCUGAGCCUGAGCAGCGACCUGAUUCGCUGGCCAAGGGAGGUGGUGCCCCCAUCCCAGUGCAGUGACCCGUGUGCCCGCAAUGAGAUGAAGAAGAUGCAGGCUGGAGAGUACUGUUGUUGGAUCUGUACGGCGUGUGAGGCUCAUGAGUACCUGGCUGAUGAGUUCACCUGUUCGCCCUGCGCCCCCGGCCAGUGGCCCAGUGAAGACCUCACUUCCUGCUACGACCUGCCCGAGGACUACAUCAUGUGGGAGGACGCCUGGGCCAUCGGACCCAUCAGUAUCGCCAUUGUCGGGUUCCUGUGUACAUCUCUGGUGUUCUGGGUGUUUGUGAGACACAACAGCACGCCCCUGGUGAAGGCGUCAGGCAGAGAGUUGUGUUACAUCCUACUGCUGGGUGUCUUCAUGUCCUACUCCCUCACCUUCCUCUUCCUGGCCAAGCCCUCGCCUGCUGUCUGCGCCAUGCGACGCCUCGGCCUCAGCACCUCAUUCGCUGUCUGCUACUCAGCCCUGCUCACCAAGACGAAUCGGAUCGCCCGGAUCUUCAGCGGGGUGAAGGAUGGAGGCGGGACCACGAGGCCGCGCUUCAUAAGCCCCACCUCUCAGGUGUUUAUCUGUCUCAGUCUGAUAUCGGUCCAGUUAGUGAUGGUGUCUGUGUGGUUGCUGCUGGAGGUUCCUGGUACCAGGAGGUUUACGUUACCGGAGCGACGACAGACAGUGAUCCUGAAGUGUAACGUCCGUGACUCCAGCAUGCUGCUGUCACUAGUAUAUGAUGUGCUCCUGGUCAUCCUGUGUACCGUGUACGCCUUCAAGACCAGGAAGUGUCCAGAGAACUUCAACGAGGCUAAGUUCAUAGGUUUCACCAUGUACACAACCUGUAUCAUCUGGCUAGCCUUCCUGCCCAUAUUCUAUGUCACAUCCAGUGACUACAGGGUCCAGACCACCACCAUGUGUAUCUCUGUCAGUCUCAGUGGUUUCGUGGUGCUGGGCUGUAUGUUCGCUCCCAAGGUCCACAUCAUCAUGUUCCAACCACAGAAGAAUGUCACCAGCCUCCGCCUCAAUAUCAACCGCUUCAGUGUCAGUGGUCCUGCCACCACAUACGCUUCACACGUGAGUGCCCAGUAUGUACCGACAGUGUGUAAUGGGAGAGAGAUCGUUGACUCCACCACUUCCUCUCUGUGACGCCCACCCACUCACCUCUCUAUCCCUACCCCCCCAGAGACUUAGCCAAUAGGCACACAUUGUGCCCCCCUGACACCCCCUCCUCCCACCACGUGGACUAGCACAGUACCGUUUCACGUCUGUAGAAAGUGUGUAUUAUGAUUACAUUAUUUUCUAGUGCUGUACAUAUAUAAUGGAAUCGACAUUGUUGUAGACAUACAAAAUAACAAAAAAAAACUUUGUAGGAGGAUUUUUUGAGCCUUUGUUUUUGAUAGAUUUGUUAAGAGGCUGUGUUCAUUUAUUUAUAACUGUGCGCUGGGUUGUGAUAGGAGUGUGUUGUGUAUGUGUGUUAGGGUUGUGUAUGUGUGAUAGGAGUGUGUUGUGUAUGUGUG